UAACUUGAGAGAUGGUGAAUCAUUACAAGAAAAUUGUUCUAAUGUUCGGAUUAGAACGUAUCAAUGACUAUAACUUUAGAACGCUUAAGUCCUUACUGACCCAUGACCUAAAACUGACUCAGAAAAUGCAAGAUGAUUAUGACAGAAUUAAGAUUGCUGACUUAAUGGAAGAAAAGUUCCCAGAGGACGCUGGAUUGAGCAAACUGAUAGAAGUGUGGGAAGGUAUUCCAGAAUUUGAAGAUCAUGCUGAUACGCUUAGAAAAGAGAUGGAGAAAGUUAGAAACAAAGCCGAAAGAAACUCUGAAUCCAGUACUCCCCUACUUACCUCCAACAAGAUGGAAAUUCCAGAAGUAGAGCCAGCUAGGACGACGUCUUCAUCAGAGGAAAGCAAAGAUGUUAUCCCUGACAUUAUAAAAGCCCAGUUUUUGAUGGAAGAGUCUAACCUUCCAGAACUUUCAGCAACCAACACAUGCCCAGCUAAGAGUGAACCCCUAACUUCCAGCUGCCUCCAGACGCCAUUGGAGCGUUCAGAAAUAUCAUCCACCAUAUUGGCAACAUCUCAAGGUUCUUCAGCUCCAUGUUCCACCUAUGUCAAGGUUUCCCAGGUGUCUCCAGUAACGAUGUCCAGGAGCAUCCAGAAUAUCCAGACCUGUCAAAAAACCUCAACACUUUCUUAUAAUCACCAAGCUACCCUGAUGUCUCCAAAAGCAGAGCCCAGCAGUGUCCUGGCCUUUCAAAUAACCCCAGCAACAAUGACCAGUGGUCACAAUAGUCCUCGGGUGCCUGCAGCAACAGUAUCCAGCAGUUUCAAUAAACGUCAGAUGACUCCAGCCACAGUGCCCAGCAGUGUGGAGGCCCCAUGGAUGCCUCAAGCAAUAGUGACCACCAGUGUCCAGACCUCUCAAAUGACCCCAGCAACAAUGACGAGUGGUCACAACAGUCCUCGGGUGCCUGCAGCAACAGUAUCCAGCAGUUUCAAUAAACGUCAGGUGACCCGAGCCACAGUGCCCAGCAGUGUCCGGACCUCUCAAAUGACCCCAGCAACAAUGACCAGUGGUCACAACAGUCCUCGGGUGCCUGCAGCAACAGUAUCCAGCAGUUUCAAUAGACCUCAGGUGACCCGAGCCACAGUGCCCAGCAGUGUCCGGACCUCUCAAAUGACCCCGGCAACAAUGACCAGUGGUUGUAAUGGUCCUCAGGAGCCUGCAGCAACAGUAUCCAGUGGUUUCAAUAAAUCUCACAUGACUCCAGCCACAGUGCCCAGCAGUGUGGAGGCCCCAUGGAUGAUGCCUCAAGCAAUAGUGACCACCAGUGUCCAGACCUCUCAAAUGACCCCAGCAACAAUGACCAGUGGUCACAACAGUCCUCGGGUGCCUGCAGCAACAGUAUCCAGCAGUUUCAAUAAACGUCAGGUGACCCGAGCCACAGUGCCCAGCAGUGUCCGGACCUCUCAAAUGACCCCAGCAACAAUGACGAGUGGUCACAACAGUCCUCGGGUGCCUGCAGCAACAGUAUCCAGCAGUUUCAAUAGACCUCAGGUGACCCGAGCCACAGUGCCCAGCAGUGUCCAGACCUCUCAAAUGACCCCGGCAACAAUGACCAGUGGUUGUAAUGGUCCUCAGGAGCCUGCAGCAACAGUAUCCAGUGGUUUCAAUAAAUCUCAGAUGACUCCAGCCACAGUGCCCAGCAGUGUGGAGGCCCCAUGGAUGAUGCCUCAAGCAAUAGUGACCACCAGUGUCCAGGCCUUUCAAAUGACCCCAGCAACAAUGACCAGUGGUCACAAUAGUCCUCGGGUGCCUGCAGCAACAGUAUCCAGCAGUUUCAAUAAACGUCAGGUGACCCCAGCAACAGUGCCCAGCCGGGUCCAGACCUUAGGAAUGACCCCAGCAGCAAUGACCAGUGGUUGUAAUAAUCUGCAGGUGACCCCAGCAACAGUGCCCAGCAGUCACAAUACCCCUCAGGUGUCUUCUGCAACAGUGCACAGUGCUACCUUGGUGUCUCCAGCAACACCACUCAAGAAACCAAGACUGAAGAAUGUACCUACACAACCUUCUGAAGAAGACGGUCAACGGCAAGAUUCCAAACAAGUGAUGGUGUUAAAAGCAACAAAGCCAUUCACAUAUGACAUGAGAGGAAACAAAAGGAUGUUCCAUGCCACUGUGGCUACAGAGACUGAAUUCUUCAGAGUGAAGGUGUUUGACAUAGCCCUCGAGAAAAUGUUCAUCCCUAAUAAAGUCAUUGUCAUCUCAGAUUAUUUCGGCUACAAUGGGUUUCUAGAGAUACACAAAACCGACUGUGUAGCAGAAGUGAAUGGCAACAAUGUGAUGAAUAUCCCAUCUUCCCUGAGACAAAGAGCCAACUCAACACCUAAAAUUGAUACUCUUUGUACACAAAGAGAAGGAACAUUUGUGAAUGGAAUAUUUAAAGUAUAUGAGAAAACAGUGAAGAGUGAAUUCACUUACUACAGAAUAGAAGAUCGAACAGGGAGAAUGGAAGUGGUGGUAUACGGACAAUUGGCCAAUCUAUACUGUGAGCCUGGGGAUAAACUUAGACUCUUCUGCUUUGAGCUGAGCUCAAGUUUUGACAAUUGGCAGUUGAGAUCUGUGAGGCACAGUUAUAUGCAGGUCAUCCAGAAUAGGAAGAGAAUCAGUAGACCUCUCGAUCCUUAUGCAAUUAUUGAAACAGCUCAAAGCCCCUAUUGA
Rattus rattus (black rat) is the source of this 2702-nucleotide messenger RNA. RefSeq names its product mucin-5AC-like. The record is from RefSeq and is a predicted model, not a curated record. Gene Ontology annotation, biological process: activation of innate immune response; cellular response to interferon-beta. Gene Ontology annotation, molecular function: double-stranded DNA binding. The coding region runs from base 12 to 2702 and encodes 896 amino acids. The transcript is spliced from 7 exons. NCBI's taxonomy places the organism in Eukaryota, Metazoa, Chordata, Mammalia, Rodentia, Muridae.